Messenger RNA from Anopheles cruzii, 5121 nucleotides. RefSeq lists its product as uncharacterized. The annotation marks the transcript as partial. Lineage: Eukaryota; Metazoa; Arthropoda; Insecta; Diptera; Culicidae. The transcript has 2 exons. The record is from RefSeq and is a predicted model, not a curated record.
AUGACCGCGGAAACUGUCCAGACAGCGUCCCCGUGGAGACCACAGUUACCCCUCCCGAAGGACAUCACGGCCCAUGUCCAGCAGCAGCAGCAGCAACAGCAACGACAGAAGCAACAGGACAUGGAUCGAGCAGCGGCUACCAAGAGCAAGGACAAGAAAUGGUCCCUGGGAAGCUUGUUCCGGACGAAGAAGAAGAAGGAGCUCGACACGGACUCGAGCUCGGAGGAGGACCGGAAGGCUGGCUUCGUACCGGUCAAGACGGGCGGCACGCUGAACGGGAAGCGCAAGAAGCGCUCGAGCCGUAUCGUUGGCGCUGGGUUCGACCACAUCGUCGUCAGUCCGCACCAUCCGUUGCAGCAGCAAGUGCUACUUCCCCAUCUGCAGCACCAUCAUCAGGCAUCGCAGGCAUCGCACAAUCAGUACGGGUUCCGGGAAAGCGAAAGUAUCAACUCGAUCGAACCGUACCCGGCCAACGGAUCGUUGGAUCGGCAUACGGCCACGAAGAAGGACCGAAGUGGUGGCGGUCACUCCAAGGAACGCCAGACGUCGAGCGACGAAGAAUCUCACCGCUCCUCGUCGAUGUCACGCUUCCGGAGCGACGAUAGCCUGGGGAAUCACAGCGCCGGCUCGCACCGGAAGUCACGCACUGCCCGCACCGAGCGCUACUUGAAGCGGAUGUCGGGGCGGGACGAAGGCCACAGCCCACAGGCUGCGCCAAACCGCUGGCACACGCAACCCAUCUCACCCAGCAUGCUACCGCACGGUACCGGUGGCAGCAUACGCUCGGUGGACGUGGCCUAUCGGAGGCCGGGAACGUUCGAUUACCACACGGGCAGUGGAUCCCAUCCGAACCUACGUAAUUCCGCCAGCCUGACGAACGUGGGUCCACAUGCGUACCGCUGGCCGUCGAACAGUUCCCCCGGUUACGGCCAUCAGCCAGCGCCCGCAGGUUACCCGCAAUCUCCGACGAACCCUCAGACGGUGACGUACGAGAACAGCUUUUACAUCCAGAGCAAGGCAAGCACGAUGCGGGACGCCAUCCGUAGUCCACCGCCGAUACCGCCACGCGAUCCCCAACGGAGGCUAACGAUCGGGCACACGAACGAGGCACGUCCCGUGUCCUACGCCUUCGAUCGUUACCAUCAGCUGCACGGACCAGCGACCGGCACCAGCAUCUGGCAGUCGAACGGCAAGUGCAACAGCGAAGAUCGGCUGUGGGGCUGUGGACCGACCGUGGUCCACCGAACGCCACCGCCUCCGGUAACGCACGGGGCGUUCACUGUCACACCACCGAGAGCUUCCUCAGUACAGCCCGCAGAGCUGCAGCAGCAGCAGCAGCAACCCCCGAAGCAGCGAUACAUUUCUCGCCAGCAACAAACUCCAGUCGUAGUGCAUCCACCACCCAGCACUCCUCCUUCCAACGUUGUGUACCAUCAUCAUCACCAGCAUCACCAGCAGCAACAACCACAUCAGCAUCAUCACCACCAUCAUCAGCAUUAUCGUCACGCGACACUUCCCGGUUCGUCGCCACAUCAGCCGCAACAGCAAGUGCGAUCGGCCGAGUAUCGCUACGUGACGGACGUCACACCUCGAUCGCGGAAACCGAUCCAGAUACAGGAUCGAACUUUUGAGCCAUACGAUCCGAAGGUCGCAUCUCCACAGCCCGCGGCCACCGGCAGCGAGUCCUCGCUGGUGUACAGCGGCACAACGACACCGUCCGGUGUCGGUGCUGGCGGCCGCUCGACUUCACGAUCCUUCCGAGCGGACAGCUCCGAGUCGGUCAAUGACAGUGCGACGGGUGGUGGUGGGGCACGCACUCCGCAGCAAUCAGCUUCCGCCUUCUGGCGACGCAUAGAGGAGGAGCAGAGCGCAACGACUGCGACUGGAGGCCGCCGUGGAAGGGCAACCGAACGGCGACCUGGGGUGGCGGGCAUGGCGGCAACCUCACGCUCCGUGUCCACUUCCCGGGCGCUAGAGAUCAUGAACCGCCGCAAUCAGGAGUUGACCCGCGAGUUGGACAGCCUGCUGGACGAUAAGCAUCAGAAGCAGGAUGGCGCGCAGAAUGUGGUGAGCGGUCGGCUGUACCUGCGGCAGAGCGAUGGGGUCCCGGUCCGAUCACCAAACCAGAAGGUGUACGAAGGUGUGAAACCGAAGUGCUCCGGUCAUCCUGCGAACAGCGAUUCAUAUGCCCAAGGGGGAAACAAAUAUGAGGAGCACGUCGCCAAGACCGUCGCCGGAUCGCAGACGGUCUAUAGGCGCUACGAGCAGCCAGAGGGAACGAAGAGUAACGGACAGCAGGCACCGGCACCACCGAUGCGAACCAUUUCGAAGCGAAACUCCUGCUCCGAGGAGGAACUGGCACGCAAACGCAAAUCGGCGAACCUGGAGGAAGCGAUCAGUGAGCUGGAGGCGAUCUACAAGAGCCUUAAGCUGAGCGACGAAGAUCUGCUCGAACGGGCCGAGCAGCGCGACGUACCGACACCGACCGGGUUCAGUAGUCGGGCCCGCACCUACCGUUACGAGCCCGAUCCGGAGGAGGACCGCGCGAAACCGGAACCGGACCUGCAGCUGGACGAUCUGAGCUAUCGGAGCAUCAAGCGGGCAAACAGCAAACUCAAGACGGCCGACAUCCAGCCACCGUUCGGCAUUCCCGUGGGCCCGAUCCCUGCGCCGCCCAACACAGACUACCUGACCGUGCAGACGCCGGCGAAGCAGCAAACUCCACGCUACAUGCCACGCCAGUCGCCCGACCUAGUGACCGACGAUCUCGCUUUCCGGCAGUUGCGAAAGGACAAAGACCUACAGGCAAGCUUGGACCGUAAGCCGGCUGCUGCUGCUGUGCCAGUGUCCGGCAACACGAGCAGCGAAGGAUCGGAGGAUUCUCGAACGAAGCGCAACUCGGGCACGCUGUCCUCGAGCAUCUACAACCAAAUCCAGCGCGAUGCGGCCAAACCGUCCGGGGGCAACUUGGAAGAUUACUACAAGCUCGAGCUGUACGCGAAGAGUCUGCGGGAGAAUACGGCGAAACCGAAGGCCGGCGAGCAACCCAAGCCCAAGGACGCGGCGUCUCCGGAAGCGAAGGUCCAGACCCGAGCCAAGAGCGGAACACCUCCAACGGACCGCAACCGGGGUGCGGUCUUCAAUCUGCCGUCGACACUUAAGUCCAGCUCCAGUGGCAGCAGCCCACCCAAGAGUCCUCGAUCGACGGACGGUGCAAGCGACGCACCGAAGAGCGCCACACCGACUCCUCCUCGGCCACGCUCCGGUACGGAACCGAUCAUCGUGGGCGCCAAGCAUAAGGCCGAGUUCGAGGAGAUCCUGAACGCGAUCGCCCUCGAAGCACAGACCACGAGCGAGAAGCUUGGGGCCGAUCUGGCCGAGCUGCGCAAGGAAACGCAGUCGGUGUCGAGCGGCACGAGCCCGGAAACGAAACCGAACCGUCGCACUGCGGUCAGCAAGACGAUCGCACCGGUGGCCACCGCUCCACCGAAGGUCUGCCAGCGGACUUCCGAUGCGACGGCCGAAGUGACGGCAAAGUACUGCGAGGAAAUGCUGCGUGAUGUGAUCGAAGAGGAUCAGAAGCCGGCCGAACCGGCGAAGCGACUGGGGAAGGACAUCGUUCAAAGCGCCCCGGCGGCGGUUAACCAGAACGCGAAUCCAACGAUUGUGCUCGAGUCAAUCGAAGCAACCAGGACAUCGGUGACGGACGCCGACACUGCGGAGCCACUAGCUACCCAGCUGACGCCGGCCGGAAGCUUUGAAGCCCUCAGCAAACACUGCCAGGAACAGUUCAGUGAGCUGGAAGAUUCGGCCACCGCCACCACCGGCGACGAGCGCGUAAAGUCGUCGAUCGAGCGCGACUAUGAUAAUCUAGUCGAAAGCAUCAAACCGUUCGAGUCCGAUUCGGACAAGAAGUCGACGGAGGAGGAAAUCGACUUGAUCAUGAAGGAGUGCGGUAUCGAGCUUGAGCUGAGCUCCAGUGCUGCCCCGUCCAGCAGCAAGGGGAUCCAUCCCCAAAAGUUCCCGGCAAGUGCCCAGGCCGACCUGAGCGACAUUCUUUCGCUCGAGCGAGACCGAGUGUUGUCCGGCGAGUGUCUCAAGCCGAGUGUCAUUGCCGCCGAGCAGCGGAAGCGUUCCGGGUCGUCGAAAUCGCCGCCCGGGUCGUCGUCGGUACGGUUGACGCCCUCGGACCCCGAAUCGCAGUACAAUUCGUCCGAGGAGCUAGCGAUGAUCUUCGGCAUCAAGAGUCCAUCACCGUCAGGUAAAGGAGCAUCCAGUGUGCCGCUUGCGUUGUUGUUGCCGCGUGCCAACCAACCAUCCCAACCCUCCCCAAGCCAUCCCAAACCGGACCCGGAAACAACGCCAACCACGCCCGCCAGCGUCGUCGCGCCCGAUGAGCAUGAUGGGUGCGAUGACGAAGGUGCGAAUGGUGUCGUCUUUUCCGUAGCCGUUCCCACCAUCUUACACCCGACCCGUAAAACUACUACCAGCGAGAGUGAGAGUGUUUGCAGUUCCGCUACUAAUAGCAUUGCUUGUAACAAUGUCACUACCACGCACACCACGCACGGCACGGCUGUAGAGGGCAGCACCACCAGCGCGGCACGCAUCGAGGAACCAUCGCACCCCGUAGUCGCCGAUACUACCGGUAGUUCGGUCGGGUGUUUCUAUCUGUCCCGUAGCGCCAGUUUUGGCCCAAUCUCGCAGCUGUCUCACAAUCUCGACACAAUCCACGAAGACCUGGCCGAGGAGCUGGAGGAAACGAAUCCGGCCGAUGUCGACUCCACGACCACGGAUUCGGGCAACGUGAGUCUGAAUGAUUUCGGCUGCGAAAACCACGCCACCAUCGAGCGCAAGGAUGCUACGUUCGUGAACGUGGUACAGAUUGGGCCAGCGAUCGGUUACUAUCCCUUCCGGAGCGUACUACAGAUUCCGGAAAUUUUCAUUGAAGACGUCAGUGCACAGGAGGAAGAGAAACCAUUCGGCGGGAAGAUGGCAGAAAAGUGUGACGUCCCGCUGCGCUUGGAGACUGAUGAACGAGACAUGCCUACCGUUCCCGCCAUCGUGGAAGAUCCGCCGGUCGAGACAUUUGAAGAACUGGAACAGCACGAGACGGAUCGACGU